AUGGCUAGCUCAACAACUGUUUCCUACACGGCGAACCUCAUGAAAUACAUGGCGCUCGACCAGAAGGGAUCUGCCAUGGCAGAGUACAUCUGGAUCGAUUCCACUGGCGGUACCCGUUCCAAGUCAAAGACUCUCACCAAGAUCCCAGAGAGCGGUCAAUUCACUCUUGACGAUCUCCCAGAAUGGAACUUCGACGGUAGUUCAACAGGUCAAGCCCCCGGUGACAACUCAGAUGUCUACCUCCGCCCCGUCGCAAUCUUCCCAGAUCCAUUCCGUGGUGCCCCAAACAUCUUGGUCUUGACCGAGUGCUGGGAUCCUGAUGGAACCCCAAACAAGUUCAACUACCGUCAUGAGGCUGCCAAGCUCAUGGAGGCACACAAGUCCCACGAGCCGUGGUUCGGUUUGGAGCAAGAGUACACUCUCCUCGAUAUGUCCGAUAGACCUUACGGAUGGCCAGUAAAUGGCUUCCCAGGUCCUCAAGGCCCAUACUACUGUGGUGUUGGUACUGGCAAGGUUUUCUGCAGAGAUAUUGUCGAGGCUCACUACAAGGCAUGCUUGAAUGCUGGCAUCAAGAUCUCUGGUACCAACGCCGAGGUUAUGCCAGCUCAGUGGGAAUUCCAAGUUGGUCCUUGCGAUGGUAUUGAAAUGGGUGACCACCUCUGGUUGGCUCGUUUCCUCCUGAACCGUGUCGCGGAGGAAUUUGGCGCCAAGAUCUCUUUCCACCCCAAGCCAAUUCCAGGUGACUGGAACGGUGCUGGCCUCCACUCCAACUUCUCAAGUGCUGAGAUGCGUGUAGAGGGAGGCAUGAAGCACAUUGAGGCCGCUAUCAAGAAGCUUGAGGGUCGCCACAAGGAGCACAUUGCAGUUUACGGAGAUGACAACGCCAUGCGUCUUACUGGCAGACAUGAGACCGGUUCUAUCGACAGUUUCACUUAUGGUGUUGCCAACCGUGGUGCAUCCAUUCGUAUUCCAAGAGAAUGUGGUGCCAAGGGUUACGGUUACUUUGAGGAUAGAAGACCCGCUUCAAAUGCCGACCCAUAUCAAAUCACUGGUAUUAUGAUGGAGACUAUUUUCGGUGGACUCGAUGGUACUGAGGUUAAGAAAUAG
Botrytis porri is the source of this 1107-nucleotide messenger RNA. RefSeq lists its product as uncharacterized. The record is from RefSeq and is a predicted model, not a curated record. The transcript has 6 exons. The coding region runs from base 1 to 1107 and encodes 368 amino acids. Gene Ontology annotation, cellular component: cytoplasm. NCBI's taxonomy places the organism in Eukaryota, Fungi, Ascomycota, Leotiomycetes, Helotiales, Sclerotiniaceae. Gene Ontology annotation, molecular function: glutamine synthetase activity.